Messenger RNA from Blumeria graminis f. sp. triticale, 1023 nucleotides. Lineage: Eukaryota; Fungi; Ascomycota; Leotiomycetes; Helotiales; Erysiphaceae. The record is from the annotation of a GenBank genome assembly.
AUGGUCUGCCUUCUCGCAAUUCUUUUAUACACAGGCCAGAGAUUAGCGGAAAAGGACCGUUUGCUCAUCACGACCUUAGAGUACAACAAGCCUAAUUACCACAUCUAUAAAGCUAAUCUUGAGCAACCAUUCCCGGUGCCUGGCCGAGGCUCUGGUAUCUACAGAACUUUGGUGAAUGUUGACGAGCCCGGCACUUAUGUAACGGUUUAUUGCUCUAUUAAAGCGCCAAUCGAUGAUUUACGAAGGUUUGUCAGUAAAGGCUUAAAAAGCUUGCCGAGCCGCGUCGAUAGAAGAUUUGAUAAUGAUGAGAAGUCGGAAAAUGAAUGCUUCAACCAUGUGAACAACCUCCAUCUUAAAUCCAAUGGAAAAGCUGCAAAAGAUGGAGCUCGAGUAAUUCAAGUACAAGAUCCAAAUCCAUUGCCUGUCUCGCAUCUCAUCAAGUCACAUCAAUGCACCAAAAGACUCUUAAUCAGUUUGGCCUAUCUAAGGAGAGUUUUGUGUGCUCAUGGGCACGGAUUCUUGACGACGUAUAGCGAUGAAAAUCUACCAACCAUAAAAUUUGAUGAGCCAGUGGAAAUAGCAGACGCAAUAUUUGACGGUCAGUUUGUUAUUCAACUGAGUAAAGACGGCAUCCAAGACGUCUUGGCAUGGAGCCAAGGCCAACUACAAAGUUUCAAGCGAUAUGAUUCAUCUAGCGACUGGAAAUUACUUACUUUCACUGGUAACGAGCCAUAUUCAGGAUGGCGCAUAACCGAGUCAAUUAAAUCCAAUAACGCGCAAGUAAGAAAAUUUAUGAAUGAAUUCGCCAAACUAGAAAAUACCAAAUCAGUUGGUUUAGAUUGUCUUAUGAUCCUGUUCGAAGCUUCCGUUAUACCCAAAUUAUGCCGCGAUUACAAACUUGAACAUUUACAAGUAAGCGUGAAUAGACUUGAUCCGAUACCAGCAGAGGGUAAUAUUGAUCGUAUUAUUAUAAGAAAACCCAUUGAAGAGGAUGAAAGAAGAUUUAUUGGACAAAUCUCAUGA